ACCAAUCCCUAGAGGAGCCACCGACUCAAAAUCAAAAAUCAAUGCAAUUUACAUCAUCGCAUCAAUCAACCCGCAAUCGGCUCGGAACUGAAUUCAGGAUUACGCGUUUAAAAAGGACCUGAAGCUAUGUCGGAAGAAGAAAAGGUCGUCACCCACGAAGACAUCUGGGACGACUCGGCACUGGUGAAUUCGUGGAACGAAGCCCUUGAAGAGUACAAGAAAUACCACAGCAUUCACGCCGACAGGGCAGCCGAGGCCACUAUUGUUCCAGAUUCGCAAAACCCCCUACGGAACGCCAAGACUGAAACGAAUGAGCCUCAGUCGCCGCCCAACGGAACGAGGGGUGAUGGCGAAACAAUUCAAGAGCAGGCUAAGCCUACGAGUGGAUGUCCUGAAGGUUCCGGUGUGAAUGAUCAACAACAUGGCGGCGCCCUUAGCUCGCCCAUCUCUGUCCUUGGCUCAGUGAAAGAUGAGGGCCUCAAAUCCCUGCUGAUGUCAUGGUACUACGCCGGGUAUUACACAGGGCUGUAUGAAGGACAGCAACAGAGAGAUCCCGGCAAGGUGAAUCCUGACCGGAGAUAA
Molecule: messenger RNA, 582 nt
Organism: Pyricularia oryzae 70-15
Lineage: Eukaryota; Fungi; Ascomycota; Sordariomycetes; Magnaporthales; Pyriculariaceae
Exons: 5
Coding region: 127-582 (151 amino acids)
Source: RefSeq, a predicted model, not a curated record